Messenger RNA from Leptosia nina, 2811 nucleotides. The record is from the annotation of a GenBank genome assembly. NCBI's taxonomy places the organism in Eukaryota, Metazoa, Arthropoda, Insecta, Lepidoptera, Pieridae.
AUGUCAUCUCGUGGUGAACUACCGCUGGAGUUGGCAUUACGAGGCCGCAGCUCUUCGAUAGCCACUACGCUGCUACAGCAUUGCGCAGACGCAGACGCUCGGGGUCCUAGAGGAAGAACGCUACUGCAUCGGGCUAUCGAUGCAAGAGACGCGUUCUCGGCUAAGUUUCUGGUUGAGAAUGGAGCGGAUCCUAACCUUACCACUAAAGAAGAAGGCGAUACCGUUUUGCAUCUAAUAGCCGGACUCACUGCUAGUUCUUGCGAUCCAGAGACGAUGGAGCAGAUGGUGGAAAUCGCAGAUAUCGUCGUGCAGAAAGGAACAGAUAUUAAUCGGCAGAACAGAAAGGGAUUUACCCCACUUCACCAAGCAGUAAUAGCAAGAAAUCAACAAAUAUUCGAUCUGCUCCUCAAACAGACCAACCUAGAUACCAACCUGCGUACAACGACAGAUGAACAUCCACCACUCUACUACGCCCUCGUUGACGAUCGACGCGCGUCAAUCUCUUCCAGCGAAACUCUAGUCAUGAACGGUUCUAAUCCCUUCGACACACCUGUUACAAAUAAAAAUGCCUUUACCGAAGACCCGGUAGAGGGAAAGACUGAUAGUAUAGUGGAGAGAGGUUUCGCUGCUAAGCUGUUGGAAAAGGGGUGCCAAGCUAACCCACUAUAUUCGGGCUCCGGUGAUAGCUUACUUCACAUUUUAGCACAGGGCUGGUUUGAGGACUCAGCAGUGUUUCUUGCGUCCAACCUAAACGGGGACCUGAACCACACAAACGAGGCUGGAAUGACGGCUCUACAUGCAGCCUGUGCGAACGGUCUAACGCGGUUGACGGCAACACUUCUAGAACACGGCGCAAGACCUAACUUGCAGACGGCGUAUGGAGAACACGAGGACACUGUAUAUAGACAGACUCCGAUACAUUUGGCAAUUCUCAGCAAUCAUGAAGGAUGCGUACUGGCUAUCAUAGAUCACAAGAAGUCCACCGAUAAGGACGAAUCCCCGUCCACAGACAGGUCCGUCGUUAGCCUUGUGCCUAAUCUCAAUUUGAGGAAUUCUGAAGGGGACACGCCGCUCAGCCUUGCUCUAUCUGAAGGCCAUAAGCACUUAGUAGCACCUCUAAUAGAAGGCGGAGCAGAUCCGAAUAUUCGCAAUGGAAAAGGCUUCACGUUACUGCAUCAAGCUAUUAUCGAAGAAGACUCGAGAACAGCUAUCUUCUUGUUGGACCAUGGCGGGGAUAUGAAUACACUGACGGAUGCUGGUGAAACUCCUCUACAACUCGCGAUCCACUGUCGCUUGGGCUUAGUGGUGGAAGCGUUGUGUGUACGUGGGGUCGAUAUGAGCAAACUGGAUGCGAAUGGUGUUCCUCCUCUUUGGGCCGCACUCGAUUCGGGCCAGGAGGAAGUGGCUAGUAUCUUAGUGAGAAAUGGAGCUGAUGCAGAUUGUUGGGGUGCAGGGCCAGAUGGCUGCAUACAAACACUGCUUCACAAAGCGAUCGACGAAAACAAAGAGAGCCUAGCGACUUUCCUCAUCCGGUCCGGUUGCGACGUAGAGUCUCCGCGGAGGCCCGGCCCAGCGGGAGAGGGUGCUGAUGUUGCAGCAGAUAAACAUACACCUCUACAUCUUUGCUGUACUUGGGGACUUACCGAAGUUAUACAGACGCUUCUAGAACACGGCGCGAACAUUAACUCGAAGGACGCAGAAGGAAAGACGCCUCUUCACAUCGCGAUAGAGAACCAGCACGCGGGGAUCAUAUCGCUGCUUCUGUCCCAGCCUGGAGUCGACCUCUCUGCGAGGGAUAAUCGCGGGGUGACGCCUUUUGCAGCUGCGCUUACCGCGAGAAAUAAUAAAGCAGCACAAGCCAUUUUAGAGAAGAACCCUUCAGCUGCUGAACAGGUCGACAAAAAGGGGAGAAACUUCCUCCACGUUGCAAUACAAAAGUGUGACAUGGAGAGUGUGAUGUUUCUGUUAUCCGUCAAAGUGGAUGUGAAUUCUAGAGUUCAGGAUGCUACACUAGCGCCACCGAUCCACUUAGCGGCGGCGGCUGGAAAUGAAGUGCUUUUACGAAGUCUCUUUUUAGCCGGAGCGAGGCCCAAUGACAGAGAUGCUCACAAACGAACAGCUCUGCAUGUAGCUGCUGGUGCCGGGGGAACGUGCCAAGCAGCCAUAGUGUCUGCUUUAAUCAGCCACGGAGCGGAAGUUGGUGCGGUGGACGCAGCAGGAGAUAACGCUCUGCACAUUUGCGCGCGAGAAGGCCACGCCCCAGCUGCGCGAGCGCUUUUGGCAGACUCAGAUAUAGAUGCGGCCGCUACUAACCUCAAAGGACGCAACCCGCUACACGAGCUGUGUUGGUGUAAAAAAGACAACGCGGCAACAAUAUGCGAAACGUUCCUCGAAUUUAUGCCGGACUAUCCAAUAAAUAGGACCGAUUUACAGGGUAACACACCACUGCUGUUAGCAUACAUGAAUGGUCAAGCAGCCAUGUGUCGGGUACUGGUUAAAGCUGGAGCCUGUCUUGCACACGAAAAUAAGGAAGGAGUAUCAAUAUUCAAUUACCAGGUGGCAACUCGACAGUUAUUACAUCGAUUGCUUGAUGCGCUGCCGGCUGAAGCACCAUGGGCUGAAAGUGACCUUUGCCAAGAGUGUGGAACUAAGUUUACUCUCACCAUGAGGAAACAUCACUGUCGGCACUGCGGUCGUAUGCUUUGCAACAAAUGUUCCAGCCAGGACAUCCCUAUAUUGAAGUUUGGAAUGAAUAAGCCACAACGCGUGUGUGAAAUCUGUUUCAAUGUGCUACAAGUUGGUGCGAGUUAG